GGGCCAAUUUAAACCGUCCCUCCCACUAUUUUCGGGUUUGUUUGUUCUCCUUCCCCUUGUUUCUUGGGUUUCUCCGAGGCUUUCCAUCUUACUGGGUGGCAGAGCCAUGGUACUUGUUUGCCAGACGUGUGGCGUGCCAGGUUACACCGAGCUUCUAAUAUACUGCAAUAUGUGUAAGAGUUCUGCCGAACACCGAUAUUGCUUGGACAUAUUGCCUUCUUAUCAUGAAGAGGUUAGUUGGUCAUGUGAUCUGUGCAAGCCUAGGCCUUCCAAGGUUGAGCUAGAGAUACUACACAGAAGCACGAGGAAGUUAAAGUGUAAAAAAAUUAGGAAAAGAUGUCAGAUUACCAUUGCUGCCCCACAAUUUGCCCCACCUCAGAAGCAACCCCAUUAUAAGAAAAGUCCUGCCACAGUACACGGACAAGCGAGUAUCAGGAAGUCACCGGCUAGUUUGUUGCAGAAGGAAGUUGAUGAUUUGUCCCAGUCAUUCAGAGUGCAACUAAAGGACAAAAAAUUGAAGAAGAGGAGAAGAUUGGUAAUACCGGUGGAUGACCAAUUAGAUGAAGAUAUUCAGACUAACAAUGUGGAAGCAAAAUAUGAAAAUACUCUUACCGCUCCGAAACACGAUUCACCCCAGAAGCGACAGGAAUAUGUUCCUCACGGUCAUGUUCACAUGGAAAACAAUGGUGAUUCCACAGUAAAUGGAAAAUGGAACAGGCCAUCAGAUAGUUUGCUCCAGAAGAAAGUUGUCGAUUUGUCACAAUCAUUUGGAAUUCAAUUUGAGCGCAAAAACUUGAAGAGAAGAAGAAUGAUAUUACCAGAGGAUGACCAGUUAGAUGGAGAUGUUCUAAAUAACAGUGCUGUUACUGAGAGACUUUUGGAAGCAAGAUAUGAGAAUACUGUUAUUGCUCCAAAAGUUGCUUCACCAGAAAACCCGCAUCAAUAUAUUACUUGCACUCAUAGUGUUCAGAAUGGAACUUGUGCUGGUGCCACAGUAAAAUCAAACAGGUCAACAAAUAGUUUGUCGCAGAAGGAAGUUGAUGAUCUGUUCCAAUCAAUUAGAAUGCAAUCUGAGGAGAAAAACUUGAGGAUGCGGAGGACAAGAUUGAUAUUACUUGAGGGUGAGCAGUUAGAUCAAGAAGCACAGACUAACAAUGCAGUUAAUAAGAGACUCACGGAAGUAAGAUAUGACAAAACUGUUACGGCCAUAAAAGCUGCUUCACCAGGGAAGCCACAUCAAUAUGUUUACAAGGAAAAUCAUGCUGGUCCUUCAGAAGAUGGAAUAUCAAACAGGUCAACAGAUAAUUUGUUGCAGAUGAAAGUUGUUGAUCCAUUCAAGUCAUUUAGAAUGCAACUAGAGAGGAAAAACUUGAGGAUGCAGAGUAGAAGAUUGAUGUUACUGGAGGAUGACCAAUUAGAUGAAGAUGUUCAGAUUAACAAUGAGGCUAAUGAGGGACAUUUAAAAGCAGAGAAGUCAGUGAAUGUAUCUAGCGAGCUUUCUGAUGGCAGGUUCUUGAAAAAAAUGAGGCGAUUACCUAAUGAGUGCCUGCUAGAUGAAGAGGUUCAUAUAAACAGUACUGGUCAAAAUUCCCCAAUUAGUGGUCCUUUGCAACUUCAUCCAACCUUGCAAGUAGAAGAACAUACUCCUGGAAGAAAAUUGAUAUGCAGUUUGGCUUCCAGUUAUGAGCCUUAUAAUUUAUCUGCACAACCAAUUAGAAAUCACAUUUGGAGGGGCCACUUUCAUGUAUGCAACAAGGAACUUGGUCCAUUUACAGCUCAUAUUUCAAGUAAAGCAUGUGAGAAAGUCUGGAACAUUGCAAAAAAGUUACCAGCAGUCUUACAAAUGACAAAGCUCUCAAGGUUGGAUUCAUGGCCUAAAAGUUUCAAGACUUCACCACCAAAUGAUGAGAGCAUUGCCCUCUAUUUCUUUGCGCAAGAUGCUAGAGUGGGGGCAAUGCUUGAUGAACUAUUAUGUGAGAUCACUAAAAAGGAUUUUGUCUUGAAGGUUAAACAUGAUGAGGCAGAGCUGCUUGCAUUCUCCUCGAUUGUACUGCCGGAAAGUUAUCGUAAAUUUCAAGAAAAAUACUUUUUGUGGGCGGUUUUUAGAAGGCGACAAGGUGCAGUGUCUUGUGCACCAGCCGAAUGUUCUCCUAGUUAUGAUGAAAUCACAGAAGAGAAAGAGCGGGCACCAUACUUAACACAUGCAACAAAGAAAGAGUCUGAUGAUAUUGCUGAAAAUUGUAUUGUUGCAAAUAAGUUGGUGGGGAACUCAAAUAAUUCUGAAGAAAAACUAGAUGAAUGCCAUGAUAGAAAUGCAUGUUUGUUGCCUUCAGGAAAGCAAAUUCCACUUAAUUGUGAGUACCCUUCCGGGGAACAGAUUGUGAGUGACUGUGAAAUGGCACAACCCAGUAAUGGUUGCAAAGAUUAUCACCAAGAACUAUUUACUUUCAACUUCGAUCAUGACGAGGGGACCACCAAUUACCCCAUGAACUUAUUUCCAGAACAAGGUGAAGACAUGGCUUUAACUUCUAGGAUAAGAGGAAGCGAUUCAUUAGACCUCAAACUGGGGUAUAGCUGGUCGACUUGUGAUGAUGCACAUUUAAAAGACAUGUUCAAUAGUGAUUCACUCACUUAGUUACCACUGGAUGGUGCCCUGUUUGUGCAACAAUGUUUCUUACAAAAGUUCAAGAACCGAUAUCAAAAUGGCGCCUUAGCAACAUGCCACGUUGCGGUUCACCUGGGAAAUUAUAGAACAGUUUUGCACUUGUGCUUUUCAAUCUGCAAAUUUUUUAGACCACUUUUGGUGUCAGUUCUCAAGCUUUGACAUUUUACUUCAAUAACCAUUGUAAAUAUCUGUCUGUUGUAUUCUAUGAUGUCAUAUUGAUAUAUUCCGACCGAUCUCAUGUAAGUAACCAUUUUGAAUAUAUAUCUUACAUGUUUUGUGUCAUUUCUAGUAUCAUGUUAGUCCAAACCUGUUGUAACCCAUCCCCUCUUGGUUACUCUCACAGUUGUGCAACUGUGUCUUUGCUUUUUUGUGCUGGAGAGCUUAUCGGUUGCUUAGAGAGGUAAAGAAAAAAGUGUCUUCUAGGA
This is a messenger RNA of Musa acuminata AAA Group (dessert banana), 3090 nucleotides long. RefSeq lists its product as uncharacterized. Lineage: Eukaryota; Viridiplantae; Streptophyta; Magnoliopsida; Zingiberales; Musaceae. The record is from RefSeq and is a predicted model, not a curated record. Bases 107 to 2635 code for a protein of 842 amino acids. The transcript has 6 exons.